Molecule: messenger RNA, 1638 nt
Organism: Fimicolochytrium jonesii
Lineage: Eukaryota; Fungi; Chytridiomycota; Chytridiomycetes; Spizellomycetales; Powellomycetaceae
Exons: 1
Coding region: 173-1579 (468 amino acids)
Source: RefSeq, a predicted model, not a curated record
CGGGGGCACCAUUAGCAGGCCUCAUCGCCGCACGCGCUGAAGCAGCAAGUCCAGAACUGACCGCCGCCCGCGCCGGUGUCACCAGGUCGCUUGGUGAAGCAUUCAAAGGGGUCAGCGCAAUCAAGGCUGCCGGUGGCAAUGUCGACUCAUUGAACGCUGCUUUCGCUGAGGUAUGUGGAAAAAAGGGUCAUUCCAAUAUUGCUCGAAGGGCAGCGCACUAAAGAUCAUCCUUCCAUCCUCUCAUUCCCAGAUCGGUGCCGCGAUUCAACGGAUCGGGCAAGCGGUCCAAACCGGCGCUGCUCCGAGCGUGCAGGACCAGCUCCUGACUGCGGACGGAACCAACAAGGCCAAGGCCGCCGCCGAUGCCAUCGUCGCGUCCGCCGGCGGAAACGCGGCCCUCCUCGCGGCCGCGCAGAAGGUGCAAAGAUCGUUGACCGACGCGGUGCAGUUUGAGGCGAGCGUCGUCAGCAACUUGCCUGCCGAUGCCAAGGCGAAACUGGAGACUGCCGCUCAGGGUGCCGUCGCUGCGAGCGCAACUCAGAAGGUCGAUGUCCAGAUCGUCCAAGCCACCGUGACCGCACAAGCCGAGGGGGCCCAGAACACUGAGGCCACAAAGCAGGCAGAAGAGGCAAAGAAAGCCGAAGAAGAAAAGAAGAAGGCCGAAGAGGAGAAAAAGAAAGUGGAAGAGGAAGCGAAGAAGGUCGAAGAGGAAAAGAAAAAAGCCGAAGAAGCGAAGAAAGUCGAAGAGGAAAAGAAGAAGGCUGAAGAGGAGAAGAAGAAGGUCGAAGAGGACAAGAAGAAAGCCGAGGAGGACAAGAAGAAAGCCGAGGAGAACAAGAAGAAAGCCGAGGAGAAGAAAGCUGAACAAGAAAAGAAGAAAGCCGAAAUAAAAAAGAAGAUCGAGGAAAAGAAAGCCGAAAUCAAGAAGAAGCAAGCGGAAGCCAAAGCGGCCAAGGAAGCAAAGAGAGCAGCCAAACUCGACAAGGCGCGCGCGGGAGUCGUCAAGUCCCUCGACAACGCCGUCAAAGGCGUCGACGCAGUCACCCAAGCCGGCGGAAACACCACAACUCUGAUUUCCGACCUCAAGGAAGCGACCGACGCCAACUCCCGCAUUGGCGAACAGAUCAAGGCCAACAAGGGGAUCAACGCGCAAGACCAGCUUCAGAGCGCCGCCGGGACCCGCAAAGCAAAGUCCGAGAUUGACCGGAUUGUCAGAGGCGCACCGUCCAACUCAACCCUGAAGGCCUCUGCAAAGACCGUGCAGAAGGAGCUCAGGAACGCGUUGAAGUUCGACCUCGCGGUCGGCGAGAACUUGCCCGCUGAUGCUAAGAAGAAGCUGCAGGAGGCCGUGAAGGCCGCCGGGGGAAAGAAGAACGGUGGAAACAAGCGCAACGGCAAAGGAAAGGGUAAGGGCAAAGGCAAAGGUAGGAAGGGAAAUAAGCAGCAAAACAAGAACAACAACACCGCUGCUACCGCCACUGCCGCUUCUACCACAGCCGCCGCUGCCGAGGCAACCGUCGCCGCCGAGGCAUCCGCUACCUCCACGACCGCUUCGGUUCCAGCCGUCCAGACCGUUUAGACGCAACCCACUUCACCUGCCAAUAUAGCCCCGUCGUCGAACGCCGAAGGGGCAUGGUA